Molecule: messenger RNA, 2720 nt
Organism: Purpureocillium takamizusanense
Lineage: Eukaryota; Fungi; Ascomycota; Sordariomycetes; Hypocreales; Ophiocordycipitaceae
Exons: 4
Coding region: 409-2553 (714 amino acids)
Biological process (GO): vesicle-mediated transport
Cellular component (GO): endocytic vesicle; cytosol
Molecular function (GO): guanyl-nucleotide exchange factor activity; small GTPase binding
Source: RefSeq, a predicted model, not a curated record
GUUCUCUUCUCGUCAUCCUCACGACUGACAUCAGACAGACAGGACUCUCGCCCUCUCAUUCCUCACCCUUCGCGUGUGACGACUUCGACGACUGGCUAAUUGACUGCCCCCGACCAACUCCGUCUGCUGUGACAGCUGCAUCCGGCCAGCGACACGCGCAGCGCCCUGCUUUUUCCCACCCGCCUUGUCUGCUCCUGCUGUCCGAUCCAACUCCGUGUCUCGCACGUCACCCGAUCGAACUUUCGAGGCAGCCGCGCCGCACCACCGCCCUCAUUGUACUUUGUACUUCGUUCUUGAACUCUGCUCCGCCCUUCGCCCCGGCAAGUCCGCGCCCAACUGCGCCUGUUCAUCCCUCCCAGUGCCGUUUUGUGCCGGCAGGUACGAAUCUAUCCACCUGCUCAGCGCCACAUGUCAUCCCAAUCUCCCAAGACCUCCCAUCAGCCUGAACGGCCCGCCGCGUCGCGCGCGCCCUCGUUCCCGCAGCACCCGUCUGGUGGUGCUACCAGCGACCGCGACGCCCUGAAACCGCCGAAACGAGCCCAUACCUUCCACAACGGGGCCCCUGCAAGAACCAGCGAUGGCCCUGACGCAUUCGAGACGAGCGAGACCGAUCCAGAAGACAAUACCGAGGUGCCGAGAACAUCUGUCGAGCUGGAUGACCUACCCAUCGAGCUCAUUACUUUGACGGACAGCUUCAUCGAGUCUCUCGGCGCCAAGGUGCAUUCGACACCUCCCAACAUCGAUAAGCUAUCACAGCUCUUCCAAGACUUCUACGUGUCGGCAUCUUCGCACAUUGCCACUCAUGUCAGUGCCUUGGCUUACCGGCAGAGCCGUGCGGCAUCCCCCGCCGCACCCAGCACUAUGUCCUCGGCCGCCAGCCGUCUGCGGUCAAAGGCCUCACUCGGUUCCAAAGAUAAGCCCAAGGUAGAAGCAGAGCAGCAAAUGAUCACCGCCGAGGAGUUGGCCAGCCGCAAACGAGCGAGAAAAGCCCUCGAGACGAAGCGUGGCCUUCUCGAGGAAGCAAUCGAGCGCAGGCUCUGCGAAGGUAUCUAUGACCGGAUAUACCGGCAUAGCAGUACGCAGGACGAGGCUCAAGAUGAUAAACUACGAUCCAAAACUGCAGCUUUGGCGCUCGUCGGAAUUGGGCCAGCUGAUCUCGGCAUCGAAACCGUUGAUCAAGUACCGCGGCAUGCCAAUUCCGAUGACGACGAGCCGGUCGGGAUCCGCGAGGCACUCCACCAGGCCAGGACCGACAUGACCCGCAUGAGCGAGUCGAGGUACCCCUUUGGCAAGCUAAACCACCUCAAGGCAGCCCACAAAAGCAUCGUUGACACUCUAGCUCGCUUCCACCCAUCUGCGUCCGCGGACGAGAUUAUGCCAAUGCUCAUUUAUACCCUCAUUACACUCCCCCCUGAGAACCUACAUAUCAUCAGCGACCUCCACUUCAUUCAAAGCUUCAGGUGGGAAACGAAACUGACCGGGGAGGCGGCGUAUUGCCUGACCAACCUCGAGGCAGCUAUCAGCUUUCUGGAAACAGUUGAUCUCGCCACUUUGCGCGCGGAUGAGCUUCCGUCUGGGCCUCCUAAAACCUCGAACCAACUCGGCACCCCCAAGGCAGAGACCUUCCCUCCUGCAUACUCACAGGGCACCACAGCGACUAGCGGCAGCACCGGCGACCCUAUACCUGAAAGCGAAGCGGCCAUGAAGCUUGCGCCAUCACCAUCGGGACUUAAAGCCACCAACGUCUUGCGGAAUCGGCGACUCAGCGACUUGGUCAAUACUCCAGCGCAGGCGUUCGGAGCAGCCAGCGACGCCGUCUUCACAACGGCAGACCAAGGUCUCAAGACCAUCUCGAAUAGCCUCGGCGAGAGCUAUUCAUUCCUGCUUGGGAAGUUGCGAGAGCGUCAGCAGGGGCCUAAAGAGUCCAUAGCCGUUCCGCGAACCUUGGACGACGCACGAAAGCUCGUUAGUACGCCACCGCCGGAAGAGGAAGACAACGCCAGUGGUGCCAGCUCGUCAAUUAGCACUGAGGAUGUUGAGCAGCUAAAGAGGUCAUCGGCACGUGAGGACCGUGUCCUCAACAUGAUUGGCGGCCGUCGAGAUGCCAGUGUAGAAAGCUCUAGAAGUGCCAGCUCCUCCAAGAAGGUGCUAUUCGCUGAAGAGUCCAAGGCUGCGACGCCGUCGCUUGCCUCAUCCGGACAGAGCCCUGCUGUUCUAGAUCAAGUGCGCAACUUAGGCAGUACCUUCAACCCCAUGGCGAGGUUGUCGAGUAUUGGUGGCUUCAGGGGCUUUGGACGCAGCGCGCCCACGACCCCCGCGGCGUCAAAGGACGUCGGCAAGACGGCCGACGGGGGCGACUUGGCGUCGGCCUUUCCUGACAUCGCUGCCGCGCUACCGCCUAAGCAGAUGCCAAAGGUUGCGCCCCCAAACAAGCGUUUUAUGGAGCUGCAGAACCCUGGCGAGCUUCGCCUAGGGGAGGUGCUCGACCUGCUGAGGGAUUAUAGGCGGCUAGCCAACGCGCUCAAAAACAUGGAUGCCUUCGAGGAAAAGUAAUGGGAUGCCACGCAAUUCAAUGGCAACGAUAAUUUCCCAAUCGAAUGUAACGGCGUGUGUGGCGGGAUUGUGUUUUUGGCGUGGGAUACGGUAAUCUUUGGCAUAGCCCAGACGGUACUACAUAGAGCACGAGGUUGCAUUGUAUCACAUAGUGAGCGAAAGGUGAC